AAUCCAACUUUAAAUCCAAUUUUUCCGAACAUGUAAAUUUUAUUUUAUUUUAGUUCCAAUUCCUGGUCCAAAUUCUAUUCCUUUUUCAAAUCCCAAAAUCCUUAGUGCCAAACAAGCCUCUCUUUCUAAAAAAUUAGUUGAACUAGCCAAGACCCAAUCACGAUCGAAGCUCAUAGCCUCAUCUUCCCCUCUCUCUUUUCUCUCUCUGUAGCGUGCCGCCUUCUCUUCUGUGUCCACGGUGUGCCGGUAGAGUGCCGGAUCAACAUAUCCCUCGAAAACCCAUCCGUUUUCUUAGUUCUAGAAUCCCAAAUAAUUGCAUCUUUUUCCAGAUACUCUUCCGGUGAAGGAUAAAAUCUCCCAAAAGGUAGAAAAAGACUGUUUUUGUGGGCAUGGCGCAUAGGUUGUUGAGAGAUCUUGAGAAAGAUGGCUGGGAACGCUCCGACUUCCCAAUCAUAUGCGAGUCGUGUCUUGGCGAUAAUCCAUACGUUCGAAUGACAAAAGCAGAUUAUGAUAAGGAAUGCAAGAUUUGCACACGUCCCUUCACUGUUUUCAGGUGGAGGCCAGGUCGUGAUGCAAGAUAUAAGAAAACUGAGAUUUGUCAAACUUGCAGUAAGUUGAAAAAUGUUUGUCAAGUUUGUCUUCUGGAUCUUGAAUAUGGGUUGCCAGUUCAGGUUCGAGAUACUGCUCUCAGUAUCAAUUCCAAUGACGCCAUCCCUAAGAGUGAUGUCAAUAGAGAAUACUUCGCGGAGGAGCAUGACCGCAGGGCAAGAGCUGGUAUAGAUUAUGAUUCUUCUUAUGGAAAAGUACGCGCAAAUGAUACGAUUUUGAAGCUUCAAAGAACGACACCUUAUUACAAGAGAAACCGAGCACAUGUUUGCAGUUUCUAUAUUCGGGGUGAAUGCACUAGAGGUGCUGAGUGCCCUUACAGGCAUGAGAUGCCAGUUACUGGAGAGUUAUCACAGCAAAAUAUUAAAGAUCGAUACUAUGGGGUAAAUGAUCCAGUGGCGUUGAAGCUACUUAAUAAGGCAGGCGAAAUGCCCUCUCUGGAACCUCCCGAGGAUGAGAGCAUUAGAACCCUUUAUGUCGGUGGGCUUGAUGCAAGAAUUACUGAGCAGGACCUGAGGGAUAACUUCUAUGCACACGGUGAAAUUGAGUCCGUAAGAAUGGUGCUUCAACGAGCUUGCGCAUUCGUUACUUACACCACCAGAGAAGGUGCUGAGAAAGCAGCAGAAGAACUCUCAAAUAAGCUGGUCAUAAAGGGUCUGAGGUUGAAGCUUCUGUGGGGUAGACCACAAGCACCAAAGCCGGAGUCGGAGCUCUCAAAUGAGGCACAGCAGCAGGCAGUAGUAGCUCAUAGUGGAAUGUUGCCUAGGGCCGUAAUCUCGCAACAGCAAAACCAACUACAACCACCUGGCACUCAGGACCAACCCCCACAAAUGCAUUAUUUUAAUAUACCCCCUCCACCUCAGCAGGAGAGGGCAUAUUAUCCCUCAAUGGAUCCUCAAAGAAUGGGUGCUCUUGUUCCAUCUCAAGAAGGGGCUCCUAGUGGGCCUUCAGGGUCUGGCGAGAAUAAAAGUGGUUUAGAGAAGCAGCAAGGGCAGCAUUACCCUUACCCAGGGAUGCCGCCAUCUCAAGGGCAAUUUCACCAGCCGUUUUAUCCACCAUAUGGGUAUAUGCCACCACCGCCUCCGCCUCCGCCAUAUCAGCAAUACCCUCCACCUUAUCACUCUACAAUUCCCCCACCACCACCCCCAGUGGCCCCACAACAAUAUCAGCACUCUGCACCACCUGGACCGUCACAGCAGUGAUUCCGGCUUUGUAGUGUUGUUGUCUCCUCUAGGCUAGACUUCUACUGGUGUGGUUGGUUGAAUCAUUACUGCCAAUUGAAUUUCCUUUUCUAAGGAAUUCCUUGUUGCUUCAUGUGCCUGCACCUACCCAGCGGAUUGAUCUUUAUUGUGCAAUGUUCAGCAUUUUGUAUUUUACGACAGGGUCGUAGUUUGGAUUCAGGAUUACUUUUGUUUUACUUAUUUCAAGGAUUUUGUGCCUGGUAUUGAUUAAGCAAUUAGAAAUUUGAAAUCUUACUUGCAAAGAUUGAACAUUUGCUUGCCA
Cornus florida is the source of this 2109-nucleotide messenger RNA. RefSeq names its product zinc finger CCCH domain-containing protein 49-like. NCBI's taxonomy places the organism in Eukaryota, Viridiplantae, Streptophyta, Magnoliopsida, Cornales, Cornaceae. The record is from RefSeq and is a predicted model, not a curated record. Gene Ontology annotation, cellular component: U2-type catalytic step 2 spliceosome; Prp19 complex; U2-type catalytic step 1 spliceosome. Bases 390 to 1808 code for a protein of 472 amino acids. The transcript has 4 exons. Gene Ontology annotation, molecular function: metal ion binding; U6 snRNA binding; pre-mRNA binding.